CCGCUACUAGAGAAAAGACGAAUCCAGGCACGGCAAUCAUUUCCUGCACAUUCGCUUCCAACUCAGACGACGGCCUCUCCAUGAGAGCCUCUAUUGGGGACUUCUCAACUGAAAGUUUCGUUACUGCAACUUCUACUGACAUCAGUGAUGGAUCAUCGUUACAAUCGAACUUUACACUUUCCAUUGAUGACAUAGAAACUAAAACAAUUUACUGUUUUGUUGGCAAUUCGACCAGUGACGAGGGACUUGCUUAUAUCAGCUUACGCCCUCAGGGGACAUUUGUUCUUCCGGUCUACAACAGCCAGCCUAGAUUAGCGGAGCAAGGCUACAGUUAUCUGGUUAUUGCAUGGGAUUCCUGGGAACCUGGCGAUGAUGUUGGAGAUGGUCCUGUCAUCGGUUAUAAAGUAUACGUUACCUCUUCGGAUGGAAACGAAACAGUCACCUCUAUUACUGCAUCAGGUGUCCCAAGAGAGAGGGAAUCUUCAAGAAGACGAAGGGAGGAUGCGGAAUGGAUGAAUUCUCCUAUGGUCGGACCUCCAAGGAUUUUGCCAUCAAGGAAGAAGAGACAAGGGGAUGCAGGAACACUGAUGCACAAUGUUACCGGUCUGGAUGAUGGUCAGUCGUAUCUGAUUCAGAUUUCAGCAGUUCGUGAUGGCCUGAACGGUGAAGGAGAAAAGGGUCCGGCUUUAAGUGUGACAACUCGGGAAAUAGAACCCCCUCCGGGUCCUUCUUCAACUGGUGCUAUUGUAGGUGGAGCAGUCGGUGGAAUAAUCUUCAUCGUGCUGCUGAUUGUCAUCAUAAUAAUUGUACUAAGAUGGAGAAGAAAACCUCGCCCCAAGCCGGUCUCCUAUUCCUAUGAUAAUGAUUACAUUGGUGGCAUUUCAACAGAGGAUGAAACUGGAAAAUCUGACACACCAAAAUCAACUGACACACUAAAAUCAACUCCAAAUGUGACACCACGUAAACCUGUCGUACGACCAAAGCCCUCUAUCGCCGCCGAAUUACGGGUGACUUCCAAUGGUGUAGACCAUGCUGAUGUACCGGUAUCCAGGUCAGAAGAAGCGCCCAAGGAGCGCCAUCCAAUACCAAUUUCACAGUUUGCCACACUAGUUCAGAACAAUAGAUAUACAGAUAUGUUCUACGAAGAAUUCCAUUGCCUACCAGAAGCAAACAUCUUUCCUCAAACGGUUGCCAAGAAGAAGAUCAACUUUGAGAAGAACAGAUACAAGAAUAUCUUGCCAUACGAUUCAUCAAGAGUUGUCCUGCCAAUCAUAAAUGGAGACCCUGAAUCCCAUUACUUCAACGCUUCAUUUCUGCCGAGCUUUGGAAAUGAGCAUGCAUAUAUCGCCUCACAAGGCCCAAAUAAUGCGAGCAUGAUUGAUUUCUGGCGGUUGGUAUGGAAGGAGAAUGUAAAAACAAUUGCCAUGGUAACGAACCUCCAAGAAGGAAACAAGAUAAAAUGUCGCCAAUACUGGCCAGAGUCGAAAUCUGUGACCUUUGGUGACAUCUUUGUCAAUUUGGAAUCUGUUACGAAUUGUACCGGAGGAUUAAAGAGAACAAUGUUCAUGAAAAGGGGUGCCGACACCAAGGUUGUGAACCAGUUCCACUUUACUCAGUGGCCAGACAAAGCAGUUCCAAGCAGCACAAGUGUUCUGCUUAGAUUUAUUGAUGAAGUGCAAAAGGAUCAUAGUCAAAAUGACUCUCCUCUCCUGGUUCAUUGCAGUGCUGGUGUUGGAAGGACUGGUGUAGUGUUGAGCAUUGACAGUGUGGUAGCUGAAGCCAAGAGAACCAAUCAAGUGGAUAUCUUUGGAUACGUGUCCAAGAUGAGACAACACCGCCCUUACAUGGUGCAGACACAGGAGCAAUACAAGUUUGUGUACAUUGCAGUCCUGGAAGCUCUCUUGUCUGAAAAUACCAGAAUCCAAGCCUGCUACUUUGAAUCUGCAUUGAUGAAACUUCAAGUAGUAACCAGAAACAAAAAAGGGAUGUCCACUCUACUGGGCAAACAAUUUCAGAACCUGACGAUCGUUUGCCCUGAUCCCCCAGCAGCAAUGGUAAGAACUGGUACACAGGCUGAAAAUCGGUCAAAGAGUCGAUAUGCCAAUAUUCUUCCACUGGAAAGGAACCGUGUUAUUCUGCAAUCUAAGAGCUCUUCGGAUUCUGACUUCAUCAACGCCAGCUUCGUUAGGGGCCUUCGAUACGGAUUCAUCACAACACAGAUGCCCAUGCCGAAUACCGUUGGUGAUUUCUGGUCAAUGGUAAUCGACUAUCAACCCGCGAUCAUUGUUAUGCUCAAUGAUGACAGCCGUGAUAAGAGUUGCGCUCAAUACUGGUUUGACAAUAGCGUUACAACCUUUGGAUCUGUCUCUGUAACCACGCUGUCAGUCUGUGAAAGAGAAGGGUUCAUUAUCAGAGAGCUUCAAGCAACUCGGGACAACUCACAGGUUUGUCACGUUGUGAAGCAGUACCAGUUCCUGGAGUGGCCAACUAAAGCAAAACAACAGAGAGACCGUGCCAAGAGUCUCCUUGAUUUCAUUGGAGAGGUUGAGGAUUCUUUCAGCGACAUUUCAGAGGAGUUUCCGGUCGUUGUUCACUGUCUGAACGGUGUUGGUCGAACUGGUGUCUUCUGUACAACUCUAGAGUGCAUUAAGCAGUUGAACACAGAGGACGCGGUUGAUAUAUUUCAAAUGGUCAAGAUGCUCCGGAAUGAGAGGACGCACUUUGUACAAACGGAGGAAGAAUACACUUUCAUCCACGAGUUGAUCAAUGAAUACCUACAUGAAAAUGACUACGAGCAGCUACCUGUACCGGUAGAGGAUGACGAACACACGUACGGGAACGUGGAGUCUACCGCAGCCCCGGAUGUGACGGGCGAGGGCGUGUAUGAGAUUGCAAGCAUCCAAGAUGGCGCCGGGAACAGGCCCGUGUCGUAUCGUAACCUUGCAGGAAUAGAUGGCAGGCAGAGUGUUGCUGCUGCAGAGCAAACGAGCACUGAGGAACGAACAGCUCAACCACCGAGAGACGAUGUCUAUGAAAAUGUGAAUUACCGGUAAUACUAAGAAUAUAUAUAUCCGGUAGAAAACACCAACACCCUCUUGAAACACUUCCGUUUGUGUGUAUUAUAGUUUUCAUUAAAAUAUGACUUGGAGUUGCAGAAACAGCUAUAUAAAAUUGGCAAUGUAAAAAUGAAAGGCAAAUAUUCAUAGCAACAGACACUACAAUAGGCGUUCGCUUGAAGUUAAAAAAAAAAACAUUUACUUUUGGAGGCUCAUUAAUCCAGGUUGUUAUCCAUAAUUAGGUCGCAUAUACACGUAUAUUUUACAAGCUUUGUAGAGGUGCAAUAUCUAGUGUACCAUUGUACGAGUUAAUAUAAGGAACUGUGCUGGUUCACAGCAAUUAAAUAGUAUAAUGAUGUUUGUCUAAAUAGGCGUACACAUUCGUUUUUCUUUCUGAUGAUUGGAGACAUAAGUCUGAAAGUGCCUGUCUGCCGUGUAAAUAAGGUUUUUGAGCAACCAUCUAAAGAUAUGAAGUCAUUAGGCUAUGCCCCAUCAGAAAAGAAUCGGCAAAUGAAGCAUUUAUUGCCAAAUACAUAUCUGAUAAAAUAGUAUACUGCACUUAGUGGUUCUUGAUUAAGGUUAAAGUUAACGAAUCGAUUAUCUUUUGCCAGAUUUUUAUUAAAGACAUCUUAUUAAAAUAUAUAUAGAACAUAUGUGGACUUAUUCUUAUCAAGUAUAUGUUAUAAGAAAAUACAAGAAAUAAUAGGUUCAUAAGUAACGAUUUUAAUUAUGAGUGCGUGUGUGUCAGGGUGUGGGUGCGUGUGUGUAUGUGCAGAUAUUGUCUCCUUAUAUAGUGCAGUAUGGCUGUCUUUUGUGAAUAAAACGUUCCAUUACUCCUUGUCUUGUCUCAAAUAACACUGUUCCUUCUCGUUCUUUUUCUCCUAUUUCUCCAUGUUUUGUAAAUUUGUGCAAAUUAUAUGAAUGCAAUCAUUCUUGUCCAUGUUCAUUGCUGAAAUAUCGCAGGUUUUCAAGUGAGUGUAUGUAUGUGGUAUAUUGUCAUAACUGUACUAUGUAGUGUAAAGAUUUAUUGUGUAGGUUUCAAACAAUUAUGAAAUAUUUUUACAACGGAACAGUACUUAUAUCUCCAUCUCUCCAUAGCACGAAUAUUGCCUUAUAGGCCUUUUCUUGCUCAUGUGAACUACUAAUGUUAUACAAGCUAUUGCCAAUAAGCCAGUUCGUAGUUCGUUUCUGCGCAUGAUCAAAAGAUUCUACGCAUGAUCAGAGGAAGGUUAUUUGUA
Messenger RNA from Lytechinus variegatus (green sea urchin), 4294 nucleotides. Its product is annotated as receptor-type tyrosine-protein phosphatase epsilon-like. Gene Ontology annotation, biological process: protein dephosphorylation. Gene Ontology annotation, molecular function: protein tyrosine phosphatase activity; protein binding. The transcript is spliced from 20 exons. Lineage: Eukaryota; Metazoa; Echinodermata; Echinoidea; Temnopleuroida; Toxopneustidae. The record is from RefSeq and is a predicted model, not a curated record. Bases 81 to 3053 code for a protein of 990 amino acids.